ACAGGCAGGGUAAAAGUUACACAGCUCCCGGAUUAUCAUACAAAAUUAUUCCGAACCAUGGUAAUCUGUGAGAUAGAGUUCUGCAAUAAUUCCCGGGGAAUUUUUUAUGCAGGCCAGCUGAUUUCUGGACAGGUGGUUAUUAAAACCGACAAGGAAGAGCCAGUGAAAGCUGUAAUUCUUCAUAUCAAGGGAUAUGCCGAAACCCACUGGGCCGAUACAGAACACGAUCCGGAGGAUCAGUCGAACGGUGAAUCAUUUAAUGGACAUGUGGACUACUUGGCCACCAGGGCUUAUCUGCACGGGUCUAGUUCCAGCAUAGAGGUGCUUAUUGAGCCCGGCACCAGCACGUAUAGAUUCGCCUGUCAGUUGCCCAUCACAUGUCCCUCUUCUUUCGAGGGGACACUAGGUCAGAUACGUUAUCUGGUGAAUGUGAGGUUCGUGCGUCCGUGGAAGUACGAUCUGAAUUUUAAUCGAUGUUUCACUGUAAUCAAAGUGAUGGACCUGAACUCCGAAAGUCUGAUGCUGAGAGUACCCAGCCAAGUGGAGUCCCAGCGCACUUUCUGCUGUUUUCCCUGCCGCUCGUCGCCACUCAGUAUGCGACUUUCUGUUCCACAAGGUGGCUUUGUGCCAGGACAGACCGUACCGGUGGAGGUGGUUGUUUCCAAUGACAGUGGGGUAGCCGUGGAGGACAUAACCGUGAAAUUGACUAUGGUGGUGAUUUACUACAGUCAACCCCCGUCCGCGGACACCAACAAGGAUCGUUUCGAGAUGGUCUUGAAAACCGGCGGGGGCGUGUCGACCAAAUGCCGGAAGCAACUUAACUUCGAUCUUAAGGUGCCGGCAACGCCGCCUACCUGCUUUAAUCUAUGUAGCAUCAUUCAGAUCGGCUAUCAGGUGGAGGCGGAGGCCAGGGUCAAAGGUUGCCAUGGCGGCCAAUCCCUUCACAUGCCCAUAACUAUUGGAAGUGUCCCGCUAACGAAGCAACUCCAAAAAGAACCAAUGACUUGGGGCGAAGUCCUGCCACCCCAGCAGCUUGAUGCCAAGGCAUUGAUUUUAAUUGGCAGCGAACAGCUAGGAGAACCACUUGGGAUCCCAAAUCCAUGGGCUGCGGAUCCUUCUAUUGCUCAGCCGACCUAUGCCGCGGCUAAACACAUCUCCCUCGAUCCGCAGAAGUUUUCGAAAUCUAAGAAAAAGUCUCAGAAAAGAAGCAUCAACGUUAAAGGAUCACAAGAGAAGAAACAUGACGCAAUUGUGUUUUUACCCUUGUACGGAGUCUUUGAUUUGUCAAAUCAAGUGGAAGAACUGACUUUGAGAACAAAUGAACUCAAGACUGACGGAGGCUAUGUCAAUGACGAAGUGGAAAAGAGCACUUGGCUUUAAAAAGAUGGAAAAUGAAUAUUCCCACUGUGUAAACAAUUUAUAAGUAAUCAAAAUACAACAUAACAAUAGGUAGACCUCAUUACCCUGUAGUUUAACUAAAACUGCGGUAACUGUUUUAACCGGCGUGAAUAAUAUUUGCCGAGUUGCGCGAUAUCUUAUCCAUGACAAAAUAUACAUAUUUAUUUUAAUGAAAUUGCUCUUCUCAGAUGCCCGAGUUUCAACUCAUUUGGGGAAUUUCUUUUUAAGCCAGAAAUUUUACUAUCAGCUGCUUUCGCUGUUGGACCUGAUAACUCGGCUCACAUGUUAGCUGGUUACGAAUCAUCCA
Molecule: messenger RNA, 1705 nt
Organism: Drosophila teissieri
Lineage: Eukaryota; Metazoa; Arthropoda; Insecta; Diptera; Drosophilidae
Product: arrestin domain-containing protein 3
Exons: 5
Coding region: 58-1380 (440 amino acids)
Biological process (GO): protein transport
Cellular component (GO): cytoplasm
Source: RefSeq, a predicted model, not a curated record